Messenger RNA from Mustela erminea (ermine), 1811 nucleotides. RefSeq names its product BAG cochaperone 2 (gene BAG2). Gene Ontology annotation, molecular function: protein-folding chaperone binding; adenyl-nucleotide exchange factor activity. The record is from RefSeq and is a predicted model, not a curated record. The transcript is spliced from 3 exons. Gene Ontology annotation, biological process: protein stabilization. The coding region runs from base 119 to 754 and encodes 211 amino acids. NCBI's taxonomy places the organism in Eukaryota, Metazoa, Chordata, Mammalia, Carnivora, Mustelidae.
CGUCAGAGGGAGGCGGGCGCCCCGCGCGGUGACGGCGACGCCUGCAGCCGCCGGACUCUCCACUCGCCGCCGCCGGAGAGGCCGGUGACCUCUUGGCUGCCCCGCCUAAGAGGCUCAGAUGGCUCAGGCGAAGAUCAACGCGAAAGCCAACGAAGGGCGCUUCUGCCGCUCCUCCUCCAUGGCCGACCGCUCCAGCCGCCUGCUGGAGAGCCUGGACCAGCUGGAGCUCAGGGUGGAAGCUUUGAGAGAAGCAGCAACUGCUGUUGAGCAAGAGAAAGAAAUUCUCCUGGAAAUGAUCCACAGCAUCCAAAAUAGCCAGGACAUGAGGCAGAUCAGCGACGGAGAAAGAGAAGAAUUAAAUCUGACGGCCAACCGUUUGAUGGGACGAACCCUCACCGUUGAAGUUUCAGUAGAAACAAUUAGGAACCCCCAGCAGCAAGAAUCCCUAAAGCAUGCCACCAGGAUCAUUGAUGAAGUGGUCAGUAAGUUUCUGGAUGAUCUGGGAAAUGCCAAGAGUCACUUGAUGUCACUAUACAGUGCGUGUUCAUCCGAGGUGCCACCUGGGCCUGUUGACCAGAAGUUUCAGUCCAUAGUAAUCGGCUGUGCUCUUGAAGAUCAGAAGAAAAUUAAGAGAAGAUUAGAGACUCUGCUUAGAAAUAUUGAAAACUCUGACAAGGCCAUCAAGCUGUUAGAGCAUUCCAAAGGAGCUGGUUCCAAAACUCUGCAACAAAAUGCAGAAGGCAAAUUUAAUUAGUUUUGAAACAGAGGAGCACUCACAAAUAAUGACAUGAAAAUGAUUAAACAUUAGUUCUUUGUGUUAGGUGUAACAUUUGAUACCGAUUGUUGUUUCACAUGAGGAAAAUACUCCAGUGUCAUCAGUUUUGUGAAUAACACAAUUAAAACUAGAAAUAUUUUAAUUAUCUUUCUAGAAGUUUUUAGAUUGAAUUCUUGUCUUGUAUUAGGCUCUAGCACCUAAUAUAUAUAAUAUAUAUUUUUUACUGUACUUUGGAUGAAUAUUUACUAUAUAGGAGAGAGUAACUGCUCAGCCAGGGCCAAAAGCAUUCUUGUUCUUUCCUGGGCUUUGUCUGGCAAGGAGACACUUGGGCACAUGGAGCAUUUGGUUAACUAGAAAUUCUUGACCUUAAGCAGCAUGCAAACUUAACCACUAUUAACCUCUACUAUUAGCUAAGUAGUGUGUUCAGAAGGACGAAAGGAAUCACAAAAUAAGAGUCUUUCCCAACAUCAUCCUUUUCAUAAAGUACUUUUUUUGGAUAUCUUUAUCAAAUUAUUUUGAAUUUCAGAUUUAUGCAUCUGAUAAUAUGAAUAUAUUUCUUGAUAUAUAUGAAAACAUGACAUAAAAUGUGAGAGAAUUCACAUCUAAUGUUAUCACUGUGAACAACUAUAUGUCCACUUCAUCUUUUUCCAAAUACAUCAUUUCUCUAAAUUUUUAAUCAUUAUGGAAGUACAAUGUUAUAAUUUGCCUUUUUUAAAAAAUGCUGCUAUAAAGUCGACUUGUCAACUUUAAAACCUCUAUUCUGUAUAGUUGUAUAAUUUACUUCCCCACUCCCCUUGCUAGACAUUUAGGUUGUUUCCAAUUUGUUGCUUAUUCCUACAACAUAUUUAUAUACAGAGACUUUUUUCCUUCUUUCUUUUGUUUUUGAUUUUCUUUGUAUAAAUUCCCAGUAGUGGGACUUACAGGGUCAAAGGUUAUAUGCAUUUUCAUGGCCUGACAUAUAUCCAAAUUUUUUUGUAUGAGAGUUACGUCAAUUUGUACUGUCUUUAGUAAUUAAAAUGUAGCUGUUUCACUAGAA